This is a messenger RNA of Drosophila biarmipes, 3956 nucleotides long. RefSeq names its product trithorax group protein osa. The record is from RefSeq and is a predicted model, not a curated record. The coding region runs from base 303 to 3266 and encodes 987 amino acids. The transcript has 3 exons. Lineage: Eukaryota; Metazoa; Arthropoda; Insecta; Diptera; Drosophilidae.
ACUGACAAGCAGCGGUCGCCGUCGCCGAUCCGUUGCAGAGAGAUCCCAGAUCUCCAGAAACCGAAGACCGCCCCUCGAGGUCCCAGAUCUCAGGUCCCCAGCGAUCCGUACCGAUUCGAACCGUUCCGAACCGAUCCCGCGAUCCGUUCCGCGAGUGCCUCGUCUCACAUAUUUUUUUUUCAAUUUUUUUCCUCGUCCCGCAUCCUUUUGUGUGCAGUGUGCCGUCCAUACACAAUCGCUUCGAGCCACCUGAAUUUUUUUCGAGUGCCCUGUGCCGAGGAUAACCCACACCAGCAGCUGGCAUGAUGCUCCGAUUGACCCUGCUGGUCGCCUGCUGCCUCUGCGCCGCCCAGGCGGUGCUGCACGGCAAGGAUGUCAAGCGCCGCGAGGCGGGAUUCGACACCUACGGUCCGCCGCCACGCCCUGCCCCCCAGUAUGGUCCGCCCCCGCAGCAGCACGUGCCCCACCGGGAGUACGGCGUGCCGCAGCAGAUUCCCUUCCGGGAGUACGGACCCCCGGCCCUGAAGUACGGUCCACCCAAGCUCAACUUCCUGGGAGGAGGAGGCGGCGGCAGCGGCGGCGGAGGUAGCUCCCUGCACGAGCAGAUCAAGACCCACUUUGGAGUGCCCAAGCCCUUCUACGGACCCCCGCACAUCCAGCACAAGCCGGCGCAGCAGUACGGACCCCCACCCCCGAAACCGGCCCCCCAGUAUGGUCCUCCUCCCCAGCCGGCGCCACAGUACGGCCCACCCCCGAAGCCCGCUCCCCAGUACGGCCCACCACCACCGCAGUAUGGUCCACCUCCACCACUGAAGAUCCAGCACCGCCCGGCACCUCAGUACGGACCACCCAAGCCACAGUACGGACCACCUCCACCACCGCAGCUCCUGCCCUCGCCCCAUGCCGCGCCCCUCUUCAAGCCCGCCCAUCAGCCGGCCACCUCCUACGGACCCCCUGCCUCCGGCCCCCUGAACCUGCCGCCCAAGCAGAUCUUCGAUGCCCCUCCUCCGAACUAUGGACCUCCACCUCUACCCGUGGCCCUGCCCGGCAAUGGACCCGCCACCACGAUCAUCCUGACCAACGGAGGAGGACACUCGGGACCCAGUGGACCUAGUGGACCCAGUGGUCCUGGCCCUGUGAAGCAGGUGCAGAUCCAGAUCGACUCGUCCGGGCACACGCACAGUGUGAGUGGCUCCCAGGCGCCCUUCCACACGGCCUGCGAUGGCUGGAAGCCAAUCCCCGCGCCCAUUGGAGCCUACGUGGAGCAGAACCACAUCGAGACCCAGGGUGGCUACAGCCAGGUGAACCAGGGACAUGGGGGCUCCUUCGGAACCCAGUACAGCGGUGGCGCCGGAGUGGGUGUGGGAGCCUCUGGAAGCGGAGGCGGCAGCAUCAUCGACGGACUCUCAGAUGAGCAGCUGGUGGCCGUGGCCCUCCAAGGAGGCGGCGACGGAGCCCACCUGAUCACCGGACCCGAAGGCAACUCCAUCGAAGCGGAAGCUCUCCAGGCCGCCAUCGGCUCCCUGGAUGACUCGUACUCCAAGCCACCCUCGGACUCCUUUGCCCCCGGCUCGGUGCAUGCCCAGAAGUACCAGACCAUUGGUCACUCCGGAUCUUCUAGUGGAAACUACGGACCUCCUCCACCUCCCCCAAGUGGAAACUACGGACCCCCUCCACCACCGCCCAGUGGCAACUACGGACAUCCUCCACCACCGCCCAGUGGCAACUAUGGACCACCACCUCCUCAGUUUGCCGCCCUGACCAGCAACAGCCACUCUCACUCCCACUCCCAGUCCAAUGUGAACAUCCAGUAUGGUCCUCCCCCGCCAUCCGGCAAUCCCCAGCCCUUCCCGCAGCACGGAGCCGGCCAGCCCAACAAGCCGGUGGCCUACCGCCCACCCGUGCCCGCCGGCCUGCUGGAGUCCAUUGGCGCCACCGUGCAGCAUCUGGAUCAGUUCGGAGUGAAGCCGCCGCAGCAGCCAGCCACCUACAUUCCGCCCGCGGCCAACGAGAUUCCCGUGGCCGGGUCUGCUCCUCCGCCACUGCCCGCUCCGCAGGCUCUGUACCAGCCUCCUCCUCCUCCGCCUCCACAGCAGCCUGCUCCUCAGGUUAUCCUGCAGCAGCAGCUGCCCGCCCCACAGCCAGGACCCUCGUUCAUCCACCAGAACAAGUUCGGACCACCUGGACCACCGCCACCACCCGAGCCCCAGUACCUGCCACCUCCGCCGCCAGUGGCCAAUGUGCGUCCCCUGGGACCUCCGCCACCGCCUUCCCAGCAGUACCUGCCCUCGGCUCCUCCACCACCGCUCUUCUACCAGCAGCAGCAACAGCAGCAGCACCACCACCACUCGGAGAAUAGCUACAGUGCCUCGCAGUUCCACUCCCAGGGACUGCCCCUGCCCCAGCAGGCUCCCCGCUUCAACCUGCAGCAGGACCAGCAGUUCCAGCAGGGUCAGCAGGUCCAGCAGGUCCAGCAGUUCCAGCAGCAGCAGCAGCAGCCCAUCAUCAUCCACGACUGCGGACAUGGCCCCAACCUGGUGAGCAGCAAUGGCUACACGGUGCAGCAGCAGCAGGUGCAGCAGCAUCAGCAGCAGGUGCAGCACUUUGGCAGCGUGUCCGCCGCCUCGGCCGGAGCCUACAACGCCAUCUCGCAGAGCAUCCCGGUGGCCGAGCAGCACACCCAGCAGCUGGUCAGUGGGCCCGGCGACAGCUACGGUCCGCCGCCCUCGGGCAACGACCUGGACUUCGACCACACCGGCUACGCCUCGCAGAAGAACGCGGUGGCCGCCCUGCCCGACGGCACUGAUCCCCAGCAGCUGCCCGGCCUGGAUGGCCUCGAUGUGCUGUCCGCCACGAAGUCGCAGAGCAUCCAGCUGAACGGGCAGCAGCCCACGCAGAACUUCCAGGUGCAGUUCGGGGGCUCGCUGAACAAUGCCCCCGGCGUGUCCAGCGGCGAUGCCAACCACGAGGAGAUCCUCUCGCAGGGCCUGCUGCAGUCCAUCCUCACGGCCAUCGAGCAGCCCGGCGGCGGCCAGCAGAAUCUGCCCCAGAACCACAAGGCCCAGAGCCGCUCCGACGAGCACGGCCAGGAGCAGGAUCAGGCCCAUGACGAGGACCACGAGGAUGAGCAUGAGCAGGCCAGCAGCACCUCCAACCGCGUGGAGGUGCGUGUGCGGCCCGAGCAGGCCGACAACGAGGAGGAGACCCCCGCCGAGGUCAAGGAGAUCGAGCCCAUCGUGGUCAACGACGAGGAGGCCAAGCAUUAGUCAGUCACUAGUUAGCAUCGAACUCAUCAGCGCCGCUUGAACCUAUUUAUUGCUGCCUCAUCAUCAUCACUAAGAGCCAACCCCAGUCUGUCUGUCCCCCCAGUUGCCAUAAAGUGAAAGUCCGGGGGCAGGAGGGGAUCGGAUUGGAGCCACCACAGAUCUAAGCAAAGGAAAACCAUAUAAGUGAACACAAAGAGAACAAAGAAGCUAGGCAUGCGGGCGCGACGUUGCCCCGCCGCGUGAAAAGCGCCUUUUCAUGCUCGCAGUUCGUGUAUAAAAAUUAUUUAAAAUAACUAAUUAAUUUAUUAUAGCAUUGUAUUGUAUUUUAUGCUUUAAACAAUAAAUAAAUAUGUAUGUAAACGGAAAAACAGAGGCGAAGGCACUCGAGGAGGAAAGCUGCGCCAAGUGCAAGUCAUCCGAGAUGGCAGGUGGGACAGCCGGUCAAUGGCAAGCAAAAAGGCCCAAGGUGAGUGACCUGCGAACUGGCUGUCUUAGCCGACAAAGAGCUUCUCACGGAGCACUUGCCAGUAUCAGUGCUAAAAACAUAGUUAGUAUGGUAGUGAGGGGGUCUUAAUUAACCGAACAGAUCCACUACUUUUUUAACUUUUAUUAAUAUGCCUAUGGUUAGACUUUAGUAACUCAAGGAGUAUAUCUAACUUUCUUUGGGUUAAGUAAUAUUUAAACCCGUAU